AUGGACCCGUGGAGUGAUGCAGGCGGAAGUAGUGAGCCGACAAAUGAAGCAGAACGUCCGACUUGGUCCGGAAACAGAGAAAACGAAAUAACAAAUACCAAAUCCACAUCUUCACCUACUUUUCAAGCUUCAGGUCCUGUUGAUCCGUGGGCUGAAAAUUCGGCUCCGAUCGGAUUCAAUUUACCUUCAACAUCAUACAAUACAAAUGAGAAACGAUCAUCGGGAGAGUAUGGUGGUGGUGAUGAUGACGAAGGGAACAAUAGCAGGAAUGACUUUGAUCCUUGGGGUGGAGGUUCAGUGCCUAUGACCACUACAACAAGCGCACAUGACAAUAUCUAUCUUAACAGACAAACAGAAGAAGAUAAGCAAGAUGAAGUGGAAAUUAGAAGGGAGUCUAAUUGGCAACAAUCUGAUGAUGACAGGGAAUUAGCCGACAAGGUGGAAGAUGACAUGCAUAUAACCAGAAAUGAGGAUGAACAACAACAACCAGAGCCAUUCGAUGAAGAUGAUCCUUGGGGUUCAGGGGCACAAGCAAGAAGGGAAAAAGCUGAAGCCAUUGCUCAGAGGGAUGAAAUUAUUCGAUUGCAAGAGGAAGCCAAGGGAAGAGGUAGCGUAGAGCAACAAGAGAGAGAUCAGGACAAAGAAGCGGAUAAAGAAAAAGAAGAUGAUAAAGGAGCCAAAAGUUCGGAUGAUAAAGACAAGAAAGAAUCGACUUCUUCGUCUACCACAGCAUCUACAGCAGCUGGAGGAUGGCGAUCCUUCUUCACCCGCUCUGCUGCUCCAGCGGAACCGAAUAACACUUCAAGAGCGCCAUCUGCUUCUGAUAAAGUUGAGACGGAGAAAAGCACCACUCCAAGAGGUAGUAGUGAGAUCAAAAGCGUACAAAGGGACAGCGCAACUGCUGCACCACGUCUUUGGCAAGCUCCAACCUUGCGUACAGCACACGACCGAACUGGCUCAAAUGGUACACAAGGUAGUGGUGUGAAAGAAUCAGCUCCUGCAUCUGCUAGUUCACCCUCAGACCAAGGACCGGGCUGGGAAGUCAAGACGAAGAAACAAGCUGGUCCUAGUGGAGGAUUUAUACAAGGUCUUCUGGGAUCAGGCCAAAACAAAGAAGGCUCUGCUUUAUCACGUCUAGGUAAGCCUCUACAGAGACCUCCUGUUGUCUCAGCUCAGGAUGAUGAUGAUUCGGGAGAUAUCGAAGAGACUGGCUUAGAAUGGGAUGCUGGAGAUUCUUUUGAGACUUCGGCCAAAGCUAAACAGACAAAGCCACCGCCAGAUCUGCUCAGCAACGAUAUUCCACAAGAAUCGGCUGUUUCCCGACUUUUUGGUCGAUUCCGCGGCAAAGCAGCUCCAGGGCAAGAAGAUGGAAAGCAACAAGAGGACGAUCUUUCAUGGUUAGAGAAUAUCGGUGAAUCCAAAGGCACAGUAUCGCAAAAAUCUGAUGGCAAUGGCCUUAAUGAAGAUGAUUGGCUAGCCUUUGUAGAAAGCAAGCCUGGUAAUGUGACUAAUCAAUCUGGACCUUCUACAAACGUACGACAAAUUCCCAAAGCUGGCGAGAAUUUCGUCAUACCCAAUUUGGCCAAGUUGUCGUCUCCCAAAAAGCAACCUAGCCCAUUGGGCCCGCCACCACGUAUUGGCGCUCCGCCAAGUCAUGCAAACACAAGCAGGCCAGUAGGUUCAACUCAAUAUGCUGCUACUACUUCACCUGAUCCAGAUGAAACGUUUGGUAGCUUUAAGGAUGUUAACACUUUGUCACCCAACUCUAAUGCUUCUUACCGUGAUGAUCCCGAUAGCUACGAUGAUACUUUGUUGAAGAGCAAUGGACAAGAGCAACAGAGAAAGAAAACAAAUUUCUUAUCUUCUUUCUCCGCUGGAGGAAGACCAGUGAAGCCGUAUACGUUUGAUGAUGACGAAGAGGAGGUAAGGGACAAGAGCUGGAGCGCAUUUCGAGAUACACCUUAUGAAGACUCAGGUGAAAGCCAAUACAAAGACACAAGACAAUCCACCUUACCGCCUAGAUCUGCAAGACCUACACAACAACAGCAACAGCAACAACAACAGCAACAACAACAGCAGCAGCAACAACAACAAUCUCAGCCAAUUCUGCGUAGCAAUUCAGGGAAGAGUUACCAAGCCGGUAUUCUACCACCCCCUCCUUCCUCUAAUCAACGAAGCGUGAACACAAAUUCGCAGACGAUACUACAAUCCACCUCUCGAACAUCUACCCCAACGCCAAUCACGCCAAGCAGUGCUAAGCCACAAGCAAAAACGCUCAGUCAGGGCAACACCUUAACAAAUGAUGAUUUAAGCUUCUUUGAGAAUUUAUAA
Meira miltonrushii is the source of this 2331-nucleotide messenger RNA. RefSeq lists its product as uncharacterized. The record is from RefSeq and is a predicted model, not a curated record. Lineage: Eukaryota; Fungi; Basidiomycota; Exobasidiomycetes; Exobasidiales; Brachybasidiaceae. The transcript has a single exon. Bases 1 to 2331 code for a protein of 776 amino acids.